This is a messenger RNA of Mandrillus leucophaeus (drill), 2620 nucleotides long. It is a transcript of the gene SMAP2, whose product is annotated as small ArfGAP2. Lineage: Eukaryota; Metazoa; Chordata; Mammalia; Primates; Cercopithecidae. The transcript has 11 exons. The record is from RefSeq and is a predicted model, not a curated record. Bases 156 to 1385 code for a protein of 409 amino acids. Gene Ontology annotation, molecular function: GTPase activator activity.
GAUUGCAGUUCAUUCCUAGCUCAGAAAGCAAUGCUUUGAGCCACAACUGUCACAACUCCAGCUGGUGUGCAGAGGAGCCAGGUUGAUGCCGCCCAUCAAAGUUGUCUCUUGGACCUCAGAGCCAGGUGAAGGGCCGAGAGAGGACAUGGAAGCCAAUGGAACACAACCAGCACAGGAGGAAAGAUUUUGAAAUCUACAGGCCGCGAUGGGCCUCUUGGAACAUUGGUGUGUUCAUCUGCAUUCGAUGUGCUGGAAUCCACAGGAAUCUGGGGGUGCACAUAUCCAGGGUAAAGUCAGUUAACCUCGACCAGUGGACUCAAGAACAGAUUCAGUGCAUGCAAGAGAUGGGAAAUGGAAAGGCAAACCGACUUUAUGAAGCCUAUCUUCCUGAGACCUUUCGGCGACCUCAGAUAGACCCAGCUGUCGAAGGAUUUAUUCGAGACAAAUAUGAGAAGAAGAAAUACAUGGACCGAAGUCUGGACAUCAAUGCCUUUAGGAAAGAAAAAGAUGACAAGUGGAAAAGAGGGAGCGAACCAGUUCCAGAAAAAAAGUUGGAACCUGUUGUUUUCGAGAAGGUGAAAAUGCCACAGAAAAAAGAAGACCCACAGCUACCUCGGAAAAGCUCCCCGAAAUCCACAGCACCUGUCAUGGAUUUGUUGGGCCUUGAUGCUCCUGUGUCCUGCUCCAUUGCAAAUAGUAAGACCGGCAAUACCCUAGAGAAGGAUUUAGAUCUCUUGGCCUCUGUUCCAUCCCCUUCUUCUUCAGGUUCCAGAAAGGUUGUAGGUUCCAUGCCAACUGCAGGGAGUGCUGGCUCUGUUCCUGAAAACCUGAACCUGUUUCCGGAGCCAGGGAGCAAAUCAGAAGAAAUAGGCAAGAAACAGCUCUCUAAAGACUCCAUUCUUUCACUAUAUGGAUCCCAGACGCCUCAAAUGCCUACUCAAGCAAUGUUCAUGGCUCCCGCUCAGAUGGCAUAUCCCACAGCCUACCCCAGCUUCCCCGGGGUUACACCUCCUAACAGCAUAAUGGGGAGCAUGAUGCCUCCACCAGUAGGCAUGGUAGCUCAGCCAGGAGCUUCUGGGAUGGUUGCCCCCAUGGCCAUGCCUGCAGGCUAUAUGGGUGGCAUGCAGGCAUCAAUGAUGGGUGUGCCGAAUGGAAUGAUGACCACCCAGCAGGCUGGCUACAUGGCAGGCAUGGCAGCUAUGCCCCAGACUGUGUAUGGGGUCCAGCCAGCUCAGCAGCUGCAGUGGAACCUUACUCAGAUGACCCAGCAGAUGGCUGGGAUGAACUUCUAUGGAGCCAAUGGCAUGAUGAACUAUGGACAGUCAAUGAGCGGCGGAAGUGGACAGGCAGCAAAUCAGACUCUCAGUCCUCAGAUGUGGAAAUAAAAACAAAACACCUGUAUGGCUGCCAUUCUCUUCAGCCCUCGCUCUCCCCUUUCCACAGCCUCCACCCCUGACGCCCAUCCUCUUUUCCUACCUCUCUGUUUGGUUUAGAAAUUGCUCAAUAAGUCAUUUGGGGUUUGGCAUCCUGCCCAGCCACUUCCCAAACAUGAAGACCUCUCUGUUGCUUUAUGUUGUACAUGCCCCAUAGCCAUCCCAACGUCCUCCCCAGUCCUCUCCUGGCACCAGCACCUUAGAAGUUGUUGGCAGAAGGCACUUAAACUGUGGGAGAAACGUGCACACCUUUGAGUACCUUCCCUCAAGGUUAAAGCUCCUGUCAGACUCUCAGAAGGGUCUGUAGGUGUUGUGUAUUAGGCAAACGGGAAAGCGUAGAGGUCCUUCUAUAUAUGUUAAUAAGCUGUUUCUAAGUGUUUAAAUUUGAAGGGGAAGCAUCAUGUUCUCAUGAUUUAUGGGAAUGAAGCAAGUACUGAAAUCAAACUAAAUACUCCCUGGGCCCUGGGUCAGUUUGACCCUAGCCCUGUGUUGAGGCAAGCCCCCUCCUAUGAGGAUGAGCAAAAAUUCUACUCUCUUCACCCUGAGUUGCUUUCCGGGUCUGGGGCUUCAGGACUUGCUGCUUCAGUCAGCCUUUAUUAGCACCAAAGACUUUAUGAAGAUCCCACACACGGACACACAUCCCUUGCUGCCUCCCACCUGCCUUCAGUAGGAUCUGGCUCCGUGGCUGGAGGACAAACCCCUAGAGUGGGAAUGCAGAGCUUAACGUGUACUGCUUGUGUGUGCACGUGAGAGUGUGUGUAUGUGUGUGUGUGUGUGUAUGUGUGUUCCGCCUCCUAUCCUCUCCCCAUCUGCUCUGGGUAUUUUUGUUUUUGUUUAGUUUUAGGUUUACAACAGAGAGGAGUUAAUUUAUCAGCAGCCUAAAACUGUUGUGUUUUUCUUACAGUUUAAAAAAUGCCAUGUCAUUGAUAACUCCCUUUCUCCCUUCCCUUCUCCCAGUCUGCUGAUGACUCUUUCAUGCCUGUGUAUCCGGGUGCUCUGUUUCCCCACCGUUCCCAGGUGUACGAGGCAGAGGCCGGGACAGCUUUCCUCUCAGUCAUUGUUCACCCCACUUGAAAAUUCAGACAAGAAAACUUUGCUUAAAAGAUUUCAUGUGUGGGAACUACAGUUCCUGGCUGCCUUUCUCCUGUGUAUGUGUAAAUUCCUUAAUAAAUAUUGCAGGGAAGGAC